Molecule: messenger RNA, 5880 nt
Organism: Selaginella moellendorffii
Lineage: Eukaryota; Viridiplantae; Streptophyta; Lycopodiopsida; Selaginellales; Selaginellaceae
Product: nuclear pore complex protein NUP205
Exons: 43
Coding region: 51-5702 (1883 amino acids)
Cellular component (GO): nuclear pore
Source: RefSeq, a predicted model, not a curated record
UUUCGAAGCUCUCUUUCCCUCACUAUGUUCUAGGGAUUACUUUCGACGCAAUGGUUUCUUACAGGCGCCUCCAAUCCACAGUGGAGGUGGUGCUGGCGGGAUCGCCAUCGCCACAGCAGCGCACGGAGCUCUUCCAUAUGCUGCAUUUGUGCCGCCCAGAGUUCGAAUCGUUCCUCCUCUAUCCGGAGCCCAAGGCAGCCGAUCGAACAGAGGUUUUAUCGAAAGAAGUGAAGCUGCCGGACGCGCCGCCCACCGUGCUCGACGAUCAGGAUGUUCAAAUUGCUUUGAAACUCAGUGACGACUAUCAUUUGAAUGAGAUCGAUUGCGUGAGUCUUCUCGUCGCUGCUCAUCAAGAGUGGAAUCUCUUAGGACGUGAGCCUCUCGAGGGCCUCCGACUAUCAGCAGGGUUGUGGUUCACGGAAAGAAGAGCGCUAAUCAACUCCUUGCAGCUUAUUCUGAGAGCCGUUGUGCUUGACGAAGAGCUUGAUCCAGACUUGGUCGUUGAUCUUCGACAAUACAUCGAGAGUUUGAUUGACGCUGGACUACGCAAGCGACUUGUGACACUUAUCAAGGAACUUGGUCGCGAAGAUCCGUCUGGCUUAGGCGGGCCAGGGGUUGAGCCUUAUGUUAUGGAUGCCAGGGGAGCUCUUGUACUACGUCAUGACGUCGCACUUAGAGAACGGCUUAGCAUAUGCCAGUGUUUGGUCUUUUCAUGCCUUAUUGUUCGGAUCAAUUCGCAAGAAGCAAAAGACAUCUAUGGUCUUGUUAAGGACUGUUCGGGAGAUCCAUUUUCGUCACAAUCCGUCGUCAAGCUUCAGAUAGCGUACACAGUGAUGUUUACCCUUGCAAUCUCGUUAAUAUCGGAUGCUCUCGGUGGUGGUCACGAGAUGGGAUCUGUGCUUUCGCCAGAUGCUGUAUUUCGCCGUGAGUUCCAUAAUCAGGUUAUGGAGGUGGGGCUUGAGAGCACAACGAAAGGUUUUACAGAUGUCAUUAGACUAGUAUGGGGGGUCUUCCUUAUGUCUAACGUUGACACGAGCGGUAUUUCAAUCAACGAAUCACAAUCUGAUAUAACAAAUGCUCGAGCAUGUCUUGAUCACGCUUGCGAGCAGAACGUUUUUAAAUUCCUCGUUGAGAAAAUUUUAAAAGCUGCCGCCUUCGAGAAUGAUGAUCCAGAUCUUGUGUUCAUGUACAAUGCUUAUUUGCACAAACUUUUCAUAAUAUUUUUGUCCAAUCCAAUCGGCAGAGAGAAGAUCAAAGAUUUGAAGAAUGUCGCCAUGUUUUCUGAUCCAUAUCCGACCGAGGAGCCAAUGGAGGAUGAUUUGAUAACACGCCGUCAAGCUAUGCAAACACAAGCUGAUCCUUUUAUAUCUUUGCUCGAGCUUAUAUCAGAAGUCUACCAGAGAGAACCAGCACUUGUUUCUGAUAAUGAAGUUCUUUGGAACUUCAUAAGAUUCAUAAGCGAAGACCAUUCAAGCUACCUUACAUUAGUUGCUUUUCUCAAGAUGCUGGUUGGAUUGGCUUGCAGUGAGGAAGGGGCUAGACAAGUGUACCAGAUGCUACAGAACAAGACUUUCCGUACUGUUAGUUGGCAGACGCUUUUUAAUUCGCUCAAUGUCUAUGAGGAGCACUUCAGACAUUGCAUUCAAACAAGCGGUUCUUUGCUCCCUCCUUUUCAGGAGGGAGAUGCCAAAGCUCUUGACGCCUAUUUGCAAGUUUUGAAAAAGGUCUUGGAGGCUGGUAGCGAGGUGGAAAGGGCACUCUGGUUCCCGGAUAUUGAACCGCUUUUUAAGCUUCUCCCAUUUGAAAAUGUUCCACCGUAUUUGAAGGGAUCUUUGCGAAAUGCAAUCUCUGCCUUUGUUCCGUUAUCUCCAGUUAUAAGAGACAGAGUAUGGAGCUUACUGGAUGCUUAUGAUCUUCCUCUGUCAGCUGCCACUACAUUGGGAGGAGCCAAUGUGCAACAAGUUUACGACAUGACGUUUGAACUGAAUGAAGUGGAGGCAAGGCAAGAAGAAUAUCCCUCUACAAUUUCAUAUUUGAACCUGCUGAAUGUUCUGAUGGCAAAUGACCCCGACAAGUCUCACAAGGGUCAAAAAUUCGCUGGCAUAUUCAAGUUUGUCCGAGAUCAGGUGUUCGGUCCGUAUGCUCAAAGGGCCUAUGCUGAUCCCACAUAUAAAUGGCAGAUGGUGGUUGCAUCCCUUAGGCACUUCCAAAUGAUGCUGACGCUAUAUGAUGUGUCCGAGGGGGAUCUUCAAAAUUCCUUGGAAGGAUCUGAGCAGAGCUUUGGCGGAGCAAAGCUGUAUCUUCCACCAAUUGAAAUAAUGAAGGAUUUGAUGGGCGGAAAAUCUAUCUUCCGAAGUCUCAUGAGCAUUGUUAUGCUUGGAGCUGAUUUUGUACUGGAGGAACGCAUUAGCAAAAACUAUGGUCCAUCUCUUGAGGAAGCGGUGCAGCUUUGUUUGGAGCUUUUAGUUAUUGCCUUUCAGAAAGAUAUUUUUUAUGCCGACCACUGGCGACCGAUUUAUCAGACUAUCGAUGCUAUAUUGUCGCAUGACAGCCGCCAAAUCAUAACCUUGAUCCAGUACAUCCAUUAUGAAUCGCUAUCAACUAUCCAACAUCUGUCGAUCAAGAUCAUGGAUGUCUUUAGGUGCGAUUGUUUUACACCAUCGAAUUGCGCUAAAAGAGUUUUAUUGGACAGUUCUCGAUUGCCACACAUAGUUUCUUUAAUUGUCGAUGCCAAUGCCGCAACAAAUCUUGUUGAGGACUAUGCAGCCUGUUUAGAAGCCCGCAGUCAUGAACUUCAGACUUCUGACUGUGUUAAAGAAGAUUCGGGCUCUCUUAUUUUGCGGCUGCUUUUGUCAAACUUGAAUCGACCUUCUCCAAAUCUAGCUCAUUUGUUACUCACGUUUGACAUAGAUCAACCUGUUGAACGGACAAUCCUUCAACCAAAACGCGUAUACAGCUGCAUGCGAGUUAUAUUGGAGCUUCUGGAAUCACGCGCGAGGCCAGAUGCAAACUCCUCGUUGCACGAGCUGGGAUUUCAGCUGGUGUAUGAGCUCUGUGUCGAUGAAUUUACAAGUGGCCCGAUGCUUGACCUUAUGCGAACGGAGAAAUACGAUUUCUUUUCUUGCCAUUUGGACUCUGCUUGUGAGCCACUUCCUAAGCGAGAGACAAACCAUUCUUUACGUAUUAGCAGUUUGCAGCAGAGAGCAUGGCUUUUUAAGCUAUUGGCACUGGAUUUGCAUGUCAGUGACAUGGAUGUUUUGUCACAUCGUCGGAGUUGUCGUCGCCUUGUGGGGAAGCUUUUUAUGGACGAAAGCGUGGAUCCUCUGCCUGUGACAAAUGCCGUGCCGGCGUUGCUUACUAACUAUGGCCUUCAAAAAAUGAAGGUUCUGGAGCUCCUUGAUAUCUUGCAGUUUUCUUUGGCAGAGCCUCCAACCGAAAUUCCACAGUGCAUAGAAGACUUUAAAGAAGAUUUGAAGGUUGAAGAGAUUCUGAACAAUCCAGCAUUGGUCGACGAUGGUGGCAUCUAUACGCUUUCAGAACGUGGCGACAGAAUAAUCGAUCUGACUGCUUUCAGGGACAAGCUUUGGCAGGCGUGCAAGAGGCUAGAAAUGCAAUAUAACAUUUUGGCAAAUGAGCGACGCCAAGUGGCAGUACGUGACGCCGUGCAGCAGCUACUUAGGUGGGCAUGGAAGCGCAACAAGUUUUUGGAAGAACAAGCUGCACAGUUACACAUGCUUGUGGGAUGGACCCAACUAGUAGAGGUGACAUUCUCCAGACGAUUUGAGUUCUUAGGGAACCGCAUUCAAGUGAUCUAUGACACACUGGAAGCGGUUUUGGACGCAAGUUGUUCUUCAGACUGUUCUUUGAGCAUGGCUUAUGUCUUGAGCCAGGUUGUGCUGACAUCAAUGGCAAAACUUCAAGAUCAUGGUAUAUUUGCGCCUGGUGAAGAAGAUUACAAUGAUGACGCUACAUAUGGAGAUGUUUUGACAACGGUCCGUUUACCCAAUACCGCGUGCCAGACCAUCCUCUCGAAACUCCUUACCGGUGUAUUGCGACCUGAGUCAUCUGAAGCUUUAAGACGAAGGCAAUUUGCAUCUUUGUUAAGCUAUUUUCAUUAUUGCCAAGGCAUGGUAAAUUCGGAACUUUCGGUUUCCAUGAUGCGGGGACUUUUGAUGGAGGGGCAAGACGGCGUUGAGGACACAGAAUUCGAAAAGCUAGAAGGGGAUCAGGCCGAACUUGCUCAAAUGAACUUUAAUAUGCUUAGGCAGGAGGCUACUGCCCUGCUUGACUUGGUUGUAAAAGAUGCAUUACAUGGAAGUGAAACGGGAAAGGCAAUUGCGUUUUAUGUUCUAGAGGCACUUGUGGCGGUUGAUCGUAAUCAGCUGUUCUUUGGACAUUUGCAAAGCAGGGGUUUAUUGAACAGCUGCUUCACUGAUAUUAGUACAAAUUCUUAUCAGGCUUUAAUUCUACCUUCUCGUGACAUGAUCCGACGUCUAUAUACUCUUGAGGCUGAAUUGGCAUUACUUUUAAGAGUGUGUUUUCACAACAAGAAACGAGGCGCGCAAGCAUUGUUUGCCAUGGGUGCCAUCCAACAUCUGUCAUCCUGUAAAGCUAUUGAUGUCCAGCUGACGGACGAUGCGAGGAAGGAGCAUAUGGGAAUUGGACUGCCAUCACAACAUGACAGGCAGCAUCAGAUUGUCAUACCCGUUCUGAGGUUGAUUUUAUGUUUUACGACGCUAAUUGACACAGGAAGAAAAGACCGCGAUGAAGUAGCUCUUGAAGUUCUAGAGUUUGUUAAACUUCAUCAUGGUUUGUUCGACCGUAUCUUGCGAGACGAUGGGACGAAAAUGUAUCUGGCAGACCUCGAAGAACUCCAUUUGGCGACUGCAAUUUUAUCGAAGGUGUGGCCAUUCGAGGGCUCUGAGGACUUUGGCUUCAAACAAGGCCUGUUCAAUUUGGCAUACAUAUAUUUCGCGCAGGAUAAUCAAUCACGUAGUGGAUUCAUUCAGUUUUCUAAAAGCCAACGUCAAAAUAUGGGGGUACCUGCUGAGGACUCAAAGAAAAUAGAGCUUCUUGUGACGCGCCUUCGUGGCAAUCUGGUUUCCUACAUUCACACAUUAGUCAGCAAGCAGGGAAUGAGACUAAACAUCUCUGGAACAGACAGUUCUGAGGUGGUUAUGCGACACUACACCUUGGGACUUCAAAGGCAACCCAGCCUCAAGCUUGUCUCAAGUCUUUUGGAACAGGCGGCUUUAGAUCUCGAAUCUUCUGCGGAAGAGAAAAUGCUUAUCGUGGCUAAGCUUCCUGAUAUUAACGAGCUUACAAGGCAGGAAGUCGAUGACAUCGCAAAGUCUAAGCAAGGGUCCGAAAUGGAAAGCAUGCGAAAGAGAAGGUACUUGGCAAUGGUGGAGAUGUGUACAGAUGCCAGCAUCCGCGAUACUCAAAUCGCUUGCCUUGUUCUCGUCGUGGAGCAAGCUUUGGAAAUCCUCUACCUCCAUGUCGAAGCGAUACAAGAAGCUGCUCAAGGAGCCCAGGAUUCAACGCAGGCACACAAAGGGGAGCUAGAUGCUCUUGGGCAGAAGCUACUCCCAACGUUUGAGAAGCUGGAGUCCAUCAAAGAGGACAAGGUAGGACGAGGAGUGAAGCACAUCCACAGGCUCAUUUACUCUCUAAAGUCCCAAACUCGGCGGUACUUCGAUUGAAUGUACAAUUAGGAUGAUCAAAAAAGGGGAGCUGAAUCUCUCCAGACAGAUUAUGGUGUAGAGUUUGCAAGGCGAUUGCCUCACGGAAUACUUUCAUGCGCGUCCACGGCGAGCUCGUUAAAGCCGCCAAUUUUCAAAUUAAUCUUACUUUAUAAGUGCGUGCUCACGCUUCCCAUUU